Messenger RNA from Globicephala melas (long-finned pilot whale), 6419 nucleotides. It is a transcript of the gene GVQW3, whose product is annotated as GVQW motif containing 3. Lineage: Eukaryota; Metazoa; Chordata; Mammalia; Artiodactyla; Delphinidae. The record is from RefSeq and is a predicted model, not a curated record.
AUGGCGCGUGCGGGCGUGUCUCCCGGCCUCUAGAGCCUCGGAUCCCGGGGCAGCUCCGGUAGGUUUCGCGUGCGCGGGUUUCUGCAGGUCUGGGGCGAGCUUGCACGUUGCAUCACCGGUGCAUCGCUUCUUGCUUGCUUAAAUUAACACCACAUAGACUUUUAUUGCGGAAAUCGCCAUAGACUCUUAAGGGCCGCGGAACGGGACGGCCUCAGUAACUGGUUUUCACACCCCCAGCAGAUCUCCGUGACGCGGAGUUGGACGCAGACGUGGGUUCUAGGAGCUUUCAUUUUCCCCAGCUUUGCAGCUACUCUUUGGCCCCGUUAGCUUCUAGAUUGGAAGCCGAGGGUCUGAAACUCAGAAAAGCAAUUACUCUUCCCUGAUGAGUCUUCAGAGGAGCAAGAAUAGCGACAUGAUUCCACCUGCAGCCCUAUAGAGAUUGGUCCCUCUGUCUUCCCCUCACACUCGUGGCAUUUUAACGUUCCUGUGUUAUUUGAGUGCCAAAAUGAGUGACCGAUAUCUAGAACAAAGGAUUAGUAUCAAAUUCUGCGUGAAAUUGAACAAGUCUGCAAGUGAAACUCACCAUCUUUUAAAAGAAGCUUAUGGGGAUGAAGUCAUGUCAAGGGCCAGAGUUUUCGACUGGCAUAAAAGGUUUAAAGAAGGGCGGGAAGACAUUCGAGAUGAUGCCCGAAGUGGUCGUCCAGUCACCCACCGGACAGAUGAAAAUAUCCAGAAGGUCAAGGACUUGGUUUGUUCGAAUAGGCAGUUAACUGUGAGGAUGAUGGCUGAAGAGUUAAAUUUAGAUAAAGAAACCGUUAGGCUCAUUCUGAAAGAAAACUUGAAUAUGAGGAAGGUAUCUGCAAAAGUUAUAUCGGGUAUUUUGAAGAAUGAGCCUAAACCUCGAAAACUUGACUUUCGGUCUGAUCAUUCAAAGGAAACUAGGAAAAAUAGCUCAUGUGUGAGGGAAAAAGUAACAAAUUCUGAACCAUGGAGUCAUCUCCAGUGCGAAGCCGGUGGGGAAAUGCCUCUGCCUGUAUCCCAUCCCAAAAUCCCUCCUGCCAGCCAGCUGCUGCAGACUUCAUCUUCAACAAGCCUUCCCAGCAGGGCGGCUCAGGAUUGGUUCACACCGUGGUGAAAGGAAUCUGGGGUAGCUGAACCCAAACUAGAAAGCUGCCUCAAGGUUAGGCACCUUCAUUUGCCGCUCAUCUAUUUUCAGCUUCUUUACGACUCCUCUCUACAUGUCAUGGCCCUGCAACUUACUCUUUGCUGGACUCUUGGGCCAUCUUCCUUGCUGUUCUCCACAACUUUGAAGAACUUCUGGCUGUUGGCUUCUGGUACUUGCUUGUGCUUGAUUUUUCUUUUUUCUUUCCUUACCAAGUUUUUUCUUCACUGUCCAGACCUUAGCUUGUUGUGACUGUCCUCUUCCUUUGUUCUCAGUAUUCUGCCUCAGGGGAUCAUACGAAUGAAAAGUGGGAGCAGGACCUCUUGGAGUCUCUCUCUCUGUGCCCAGGGAGGCAUACUCUGCUGGGAGGACCCCAAAAGAAGGCCUACAGUUCCAGCCUGCUUCACAGUCAGGGCCUGAGGGCUGGAGUGACCCUGCCAAAGGUGCUGGACCAAGACCAUGUUGGAGAGUAGAAUACUGGAAGCCAUGUUGUCCCAGACAGGGUUUGGACGCAAAGCAACCAGAAGCAGGUAAUCAGGAGGGUGAAUUCAAAUUGUUACAAGUAGCUGUAAUGAAAAGGACUUACCUUAUUACCUUAGAUCAUGUCCUGGGCGGUAGUCAGGUUGAACUGCACUACCUGAACCCAUUGCCCAUUUGCACGGCUUCUCAGAAAAUAUUCAGUAAGAUGAUAAUAAACCCUAGGAAGCCUCAAGUUUGGAGGGAAGUAAAAAUAUUCACGCAGAGCAAACCUUUCACACAUGGCUGCUCAGUAUCUCUACACACCAGUUUAGAGCAUAAUCUCAAAAGACUGUCCUCAGACAAGAGAGUUCUCAUGUAACAGUACCCCUUAUCUGUCCACCUGCCGAAUCUGUUUUAUUUCUGACAUGAAUUUUGCCCGGCCUGCACCUUGCUGCCUAGGCCUCUUGAGCUUUUUGAUCCUAUAAUCUCAGGGUUCCACCCAUCAUGCCCUAGGCCCUUGUCCUUGACUUUUCUCAGAUAUCACUCAGUUUAUUCUCCAGUUUGCUCUUGCUCUUCUGUUUCCCUGGGCUUUGUUUUCUGGUUCUGGACCGCACCCUCCAAUAGCUGCUUUUGGCCACUUUGGUAUGCUUGCCUUGAAUUCCCCUUUUGGUCAUGGUUUUCCACUCAACUGCAACUUUUCUCUCUUCUGAUUUUUAGAUCCCUCUUCCAGCUCCCCACUUCAGCCCUAUAGUCUUUUGUUUUGUUUGUUUUGUGGGGGGGGGGUUUUGGCAGUGCCGCACAGCUUGUGGGAUCUUAGUUCCCCAACUAGGGACUGAACCCAGGCCUUCAGCAGUGAGAGCACAGAGCCCUAACCACUGGACCGCCAGGGAAUUCCCAGCCCUAUAGUCUUGAGUAAAGAAAUUGCUCCAUCCCUGGCCCCAGAUUGCCUUCAUAUAUAAGGGGCACACUGGGAAGGAACAAAAAAGCUCCCUCUCACCCUUAGCCACCAGGGGUUCCACUCCCCAGAGGCAACCAGUAUUACCAGUUUCUUGAGGCAAUUUGGUUACCUCUAGUACUCAGGAGUUAUGAAAGUUUUUCAGAGAUAUAAUAUGCAAAUCGCACUCUCCCAGCAACUGUAUUUUCCCUGGCAGGAGAAGCUCCAUCUAACCAUAAGAGAUGAAGCCUGGCUCUCUGUAGGAUGUCAGGAAGAGAGCUGGCCAUCUGCAAACCUUGACCAUAAUUCUCAAGCUAAACACACAGUCAAGGAAUCUCUCUGGGUUUCAGGCUGACCUUCCCCUUCCCCAUUCUGGUUCAAAAUCCACAUGGAAUGUUAUACACUACAGCUGGAAGUCUGGGAGGAAUAAACACUUUCCAGGGCAGAUCAUUUCAUCAUUGAGUUUAUCCAGUCCGUUCUCCACCCAUCAUCCCACCUUCCACCUGUCCCACUGGUAAUGAUCAAAAACAGAAAGAAUAAAGUAUUCACCAAUCUUUGAUUUCGAAAAACGUGGGUAGUUCUGCAGUCUUCUGAAUUCUGCCCCUGGCUCUGAGUUCUCACUGAAAUGUUAUUGUUUGGGAAGAAUGUGUACAUGGGGCCUGCUUUCCAGAGUCUUCCUUUCAGAUCCAUUUCUUAGAGUUCAGACUUUGGAGGUGCCCGGAUAAAUCUGGAUGCUAAAUGACUUGAGGAUAUCUAGUACAGGAGUGGGGUACUAUUGGGAACUGUCGCUGUAUCACAUCUGCUGAUCAGCCAGCCUGCCGUUUACAGACCUCAUUGCCAGCAAGUCUCACUAGGCUCCUUGGGAUUGGUCACCAGGGUCCUAUGUGGCUCAAUAAGAGUCUUCUUUGCUGCUGGGAUUGUAUAUGUAACCCUGUGUUCUCUAACUCCUUAGUUGGAUCAGACCCCUCAGAUUCUGCCAGGCUUUGACAUCCUAUUUGAGGCAAUACUCAUAUUUAUCUUCUCGAGUCUCUGUCUUAUCAGAUCCUUGCAAAUACUGUCCCAGUUGCAUCACCCUUCUCCCAGUAUUAAUAUCCAGAAACAAAAAAUCUGUAGUGGGAAACUUCAGUACUUCUUAGGUCCCACUUGCAUUUAGUGAAGAGGUCAGCAAACUUCUUCUGUAAAGGAAAUGUCUUAGGCUGUGUGGGCCAUACAGUGGCUAUUGUAAUUUCUCAACAUUUUAAUGCAAAACCAGACAUAGCUAAUAUGGAAACAGAUGAGCAUGGCUGUGUCCUAAUGAGACUUCAUUUAUGGAUACGGGGAUUUAAAUUUCAUAUAGUUUUCACAUGUCACAAAAUAUUUUUUUCAAACCACUGAGAAUAUUAAAAAAAUUCUUAGCUUGCGGUAAGUUCAUAGAAAACCAGAUGGUGGGCCAGAUUUGGUCCAUGGGCCAUAGUUUGCUGACCCCUGGUCUAAUGUAUAUAAAAUGUGUGUAUAAAAAUGACAGAUGAUUGAUCCAUCAGUAACAUUGUUAAUGCCAAACUGAUCUGGCAAUGUCUGACAAUUUACUACUAUAGAAAUUGUGGAAUAUUGAAGGUAGUCUUUAUGGUGCCAGGAGCGUGAACUAGAGCUGAAUGAUUGACUGUAUUACCUUGACCAUAUUCUGAUUCACAAAAUAAGUUUUGUGCUGUUCUCGGCUAAAAAUUAUAGUACACAAACUACCUAUAUUUUGCCCUUGUAAUAUUUCCAAAAAAAAUUGGCAAUACUGAAAAUGGUGCCAAGUUACAACCAGUGAUAACAGAAUGAACUGAAGGUAAUUCCAAAAUUGCCUUGACCAUGAGCAGCAUUUGAAUAAGUUUGUUAUCAUCUAUGAAAGGGACUACUAUGGAGGUGACAAAACUCAUUGAAUUAUAUUUUUUUGCAUGCUUGUAAAAAAAUUAUAUAUAUAUAUAUUGGCAACUGGUACCAAGCUAUGUUCUUUUAGAUAUGUUUACUUGUUUUUCUCCUAAAGAGUGCCAUAUUGUGUCACCUUCACUUAAACUGAUUUUCCAAAGUUGAAAUAGAAUCUCAGAAUUGAACAGACCUUUGCAAGGAUGUUUAAUCCAGCCAGUUAUGUUUCCUUUGAAUCCAGGAGUGGCUAAAUCCUACAGCUGCUGAAAAACUGCAUCUGAAAGGAGAUUCUGUGUUAAUUCAGCAAAUUUUUAUCGAGUGGCUCUGUGCCAGGCACUGUCCUAUGUGCUAGGGUACAGCAACAGACAAAGCAGACACAAGCCUUAGAUUUGAGUCUGAAAUAUAAUUAUAUUGCUGUUCACUCUUGCAAAACUUCUGUUCCAUGUGCUCACACUAACUCAUUGUUAAUUGCAUACCUGGAAAAAGGUAUGACGUUUGCCACAGGCCUCUCUGCUGUGGUCAUGAUGCCUCUCCAGCUGCAUUAAUAAUUUAAGGACUAUAUGUUCCACUUAAAUUUUAUUAUUCUUUAGACCAAUCUGUAUUGGUAGAAAAACACGCUGGCAAUGUUGGAAGUGUAAAUUGGCAACAGCUUUCUGAAAAGCAAUUUGGCAGUAUCUAUCAGGAGCUUUAAAAAUGUUUAUAACUUCUGAUCCUCUAAUUUUACUUCUGGGAAUCUGUCCUAAAGAAAUAGUCUGGGCCUUCCCUGGUGGCGCAGUGGUUGAGAGUCCGCCUGCCGAUGCAGGGGACACGGGUUUGUGCCCCGGUCCGGGAAGAUCCCACAUGCCGCGGAGCGGCUGGGCCCGUGAGCCAUGGCCGCUGAGCCUGCGCGUCCGGAGCCUGUGCUCCACAACGGGAGAGGCCACAACAGUGAGAGGCCCGCGUACCGCAAAAAAAAAAAAAGAAAAAGAAAUGGUCUGAAAUGUGGGCAGAGUUUAUGCUUUAACAAUCCAGAAGUCCAACAGUAGAAAAUUGGUUAAGUAAAUUACACUAUGAUGAUAUAGUAGACUAUUAUGCAGUCAUUAUAAUUAAUGUUUGUGAAGUGUUAAAACAGCAUGGCAAAAUACUUAUAAGUGAAAAGAGUGACAUACAAAAUUAUAUACAUAAAUCUAAAAAUAUUUUUCUAAAAUAUUAAUACUUUUAUUAUCAGAAUAAAACAAUAGCACCAAAAGUUGGCAAUGGAGAGAAUGGGGCCAAACCAUUAGUUUGGUCCAGGAACAAUUAACUGGCUGGGUCCACAUGGAGACUGUAUGAUACUAUUGUAUUGGUAGCAGGAGUGGGACAGAAGGGAAAGGGGCCUUCCCCGAAGGAGAAGGGGACCAGAAUCCCUACAAAAAUCCUGAGUGAUAUGAGAAGACACCACAAACGGCAUGUUCCUGUUAUGUGGUCCUAGGGAGGUAAAGGAGCACAUAUGGAUCAAAUAUAUUCUGACAAAUGGAAAGGAUUUGAAGUAUUCUCCUGGGUAAAAUUAACCUCAUUCUUCCAUUCUCUCAUACAAAAUGAAUAUUCUUGAGAUGGAUUUUAUUACAACUGAUUCUCUGAAGAAUCCUUGAGCUUCCCAUAUAAUUUCUUUAGGAUAGGAAUGGCUUUUGAUGUGCCGAGUCUACCUCUUCCCAUGCUGGGACACUCAACACGGAUGUACAUGGGAGUAUUUGAUAUUCCACACUGAGAAUACCACAUGAAUAUCAAUAGUCAUCUUAAUGAUGUAACUUAGGAAACUCGAAAGUUUGCAAAUGUUUUUGUUGGUGUCCAGAAUUACUGUGCUUUUAUUUAUAUCUGAAGAGUAAUUAUUCACAGGAUUUUCAGGUAUGAAAUGAUGUAGAUAAUUCCUGUCUAUCCAUAGAUGAAAUUGUUCUGUUGGGAAAAUAUGUCUUUCAUUGUUAUUUUAGCAAAAUGUUUACCAUUAAAAUGCCAAAUAUA